This is a messenger RNA of Balaenoptera musculus (blue whale), 5211 nucleotides long. It is a transcript of the gene POFUT3, whose product is annotated as fucosyltransferase 10. NCBI's taxonomy places the organism in Eukaryota, Metazoa, Chordata, Mammalia, Artiodactyla, Balaenopteridae. Gene Ontology annotation, molecular function: alpha-(1->3)-fucosyltransferase activity. Gene Ontology annotation, cellular component: Golgi membrane. The transcript is spliced from 5 exons. Bases 1868 to 3304 code for a protein of 478 amino acids. The record is from RefSeq and is a predicted model, not a curated record.
UCCGCGCUCGCCGCCAGGUCACCGCCGCCACCGGACUGUCACCGCGCGCUCGUACCGCUUAGGUCUUGUCCCCGGCUCCCCUUGGGACUGUAAACCCGGCUAAGGGCCCGUGGGAGCCCGCGCAGGAGCCGGCGGCAUUUCGAAGGGCGGAGGCCGAGAGCGCCGGGAGCGCCCCUGUCUAGCGAGCGGUUUGACGGUCCCUGAGUGUUAGCCGCCGGCCCCGCCCGCUGGGCCUUCCCUCCGCGGGGCGCGCACCGCCGCCGGCGGGGCCUCAGCUCCGGGCCGUCGGGGCUGCAGUGUUCUCGCUCCUUCGCCCAGUCUGUGGACCUCAAACUCGGGCUUUUUAGACUUAAAACCCUCGCUUCCGCACUUACCCCCCUUGUUUGGUGUGGUAUUGGGUCCUGACUUUUGAAAUUCCUGGGUCAGAUAUUUCAAAAACAGUAGAUUUUUUCCCCCCCGCUUUUUCUUUUGACAGGGGAAGAAGAAAAUCUUUACUAGCUCAUACCGUUUUUCAAACGAAAAGCCAUUUCAAUACCAGUAUAAGAAAGGCACAAUCCCAGAAUAAGGAUGGCCCUUAGUUUGCAUAUCACAUUAUAAAAUAAUUUAGUAUAUCAUAAAUAGUAUAAUUUUGUUGCAUGCAGAUGAAAGCUAGGCAUUAGAACCACCCUGUUAGCAUGAUUUAGCACUGGUUUGGGGAGCCAAAUUUAGGUUAUAAAAACCAACUUCAGUUUACUAGAUGUUUUGGGGAACGUCAGUCAACCUUUAGCAAAACUGUUUCCCAUUAGAAAAAUGGGUGUAUGCAAGGACUACAGGUAUUAUUGUAACUGAGAGGAACAAAUGUGACUCCAUAUUGGAUCUCCUUCUUUUACGUUCACCUUUGUAUUCUCUUGCUUUUGCUACACCUUAAUAACUAAAAGAAUGUUGCCUGUAGCCUGAAAUAUGCGGGAGAGCCCAUCCUCAAGGCUUUGACCUUUAAAGGUGUAACCCUUUCCUAUUCAUAUAGAGAUAAAAAGUUGCAGGGCAGAGGAUAACGUUUGCCUUGUUGGAGGCUAAUAGGAGCAUCCUGACCUGACCUAGUGGAAGGCUGCAAGAACAAUGGAUUCUGGCCCCAAGAAGUUUGCAGCAAUCUGCCACACCCCUUCCCCUUUUAGUGUAAAGAAAGCCUGAGUCCACUAUCUUCUCCAUCCGCCGGCUUUCCGAAUAAAAUUGCUCUUCCUUGCUUCAGUAACUCAGCUUUUGAUUCAUUGGCCUGCCAUGCAGCGGGCAGUAGGAGCUUGGACUUGGUAACAGUAUGUUAAAAGCAUAGUUUACAUUGCUUCCUAAAAAACCAGUGUGAUGGUUCUCACUAGCCUACUGCCUUAUGCAAGGCUGGUUUAGAGACCACAGGAAAGUCAUACUAUAAAUACCUGUACCCUUUUAUGUUAGUAAAAUCAAGUUUAAAACUUGAUUGGAAGUUUGGAAAAUGUGGAAGAACUCCAGAGCUGGACGAGACUCACCACCUGGACUGCAGCACACUCCCUGAAUUAAGUAGGGGAAAUAGUGUAUGUUUUCAGUAUGAUUUACUAUAACACUCCGUCCCUGCUCACCACCAACAGAUUUUUUUUGAUGCCUUCUGGUUUAAAGAACCUCCAGCUGCUCUGAUGAUCGCUUAAGAAGACUGCAUGCUGCCCCCUUUCAAUGCCAAGCCAGGCCCACUCAGAAGCUCAGUUCUCAGUCCUUCAUGGAGACCAGGUCCCAGCAGGAAUGGCAGUGGAGGAAAUUGGCACCCAGAUGGUUCCUCCACGUGAAGUUGUCUUGGGCUGCGGGCCAACUCGAGAACACCUGGUGACCAGGCUAGCCCUCUGCCAGUCACCCAGGGCAGGGCAGCAUGGUGCGGAUUCGGAGGAGGAAGCUUCUGGCAUCUUGCCUGUGCGUCACGGCUACUGUCUUUCUGCUCGUCACACUCCAGGUAGUGGUUGAGCUGGGAAAAUUUGAAGGGAAGAAGUUUAAAAAUUCUAAUUUGAAAGACGGACAUGCACAAAUGGAAGAAGAGCCUAUGCGUCUCCAUCCAUUCCUUAAGAGAGAAGGACUGACCCUGAAUAGGAAAAAAACAUUGGCAGCUGAUAGCUACCCCAUCAUGCUCUGGUGGUCCCCACUGACUGGGGAAAAUGGAAGGCUAGGCCAGUGCGGGGCAGACACUUGUUUCUUCACCAUCAACCGGACCUACCUCCAUCAUCACAGGACCAAAGCCUUCCUCUUCUAUGGUACUGACUUUAACAUAGAUAGCUUACCUCUGCCUCGGAAAGCCCAUCACGACUGGGCCCUUUUUCAUGAAGAGUCUCCGAAAAACAAUUAUAAGCUCUUUCACCAGCCAGUCAUCACCUUGUUCAACUACACGGCCACCUUCAGCCGGCAUUCCCACCUGCCACUAACUACCCAGUACCUGGAGGGUACAGAAGUCCUGAAGUCACUCCGAUACCUGGUCCCCUUGCAGUCCAAAAACAACCUUCGAAAAAGCCUCGCUCCUCUGGUGUACGUACAGUCCGACUGUGACCCACCCUCAGACAGAGACAGCUACGUUCGAGAGCUGAUGACGUACAUUGAGGUCGAUUCUUAUGGUGAGUGUUUGCGAAACAAAGCUCUCCCUCAGCAGCUGAACGGUCCAGCCUCUAUGGACACUGGUGACUUUUAUAGGAUCCUUGCCCAGUAUAAGUUUAUCCUUGCUUUUGAGAAUGCGGUUUGCGAUGACUACAUCACUGAGAAGUUCUGGAGACCUCUGAAACUGGGGGUUGUCCCUGUGUAUUACGGAUCACCCAGCAUCGCAGACUGGCUUCCAAGUAAUAGAAGUGCUAUCCUGGUAUCAGAAUUUUCUCACCCUAGAGAACUGGCAAGUUACAUCAGACAGCUGGAUCACGACGACAGACUGUACCAGGCCUACAUAGAAUGGAAGCUGAAGGGUGAGAUUUCGAAUCAGCGACUUCUCACUGCUCUCAGGGAACGGAAAUGGGGGGUGCAGGACAUCAAGCAGGACAACUACAUUGACGCAUUUGAGUGUAUGGUGUGCACCAAGGUGUGGGAUAACAUUAGGCUCCAGGAAAAGGGCUUACCACUCAAACGAUGGAAGGCAGACAUUACCCACCUGAGCUGUCCAGAGCCUACAGCGUUUGCUUUCUCACCCCUCGCCCCACGUCGGAGCUCUUUGCGAGAGAUGUGGAUACCAAGCUUCCAACAAUCCAAGAAAGAAGCCCAAGCACUAAGGUGGCUGGUUGAUAGGAAUCAAAACUUUUCAACUCAAGAGUUUUGGGCCCUAGUAUUCAAGGACUAAUAUCAAAAAGUGUCAGUUUUAUUUUCUAGGUUGCCUUAGUAUCUGAAUAUAAUAGCUGCUCUGUGGACGAUCCACUAGGAUGAGAAUUAAUGGCUGCCGUACUCCUAGUGAGCUCUAUUGAAUAAUAGAUGUGAGUAACCCCUAGGGGUCACUUCUCUGUUUUUUAUACUAGAAAAGAAAUAUUUCUUAUGAACACUGGUCACCUUCAGUGUACAUGUCUGGACCCGCAUCCCUGCCGCCUUGUGUGGAAAUUCACCUACUGUAGAAUGAGUGUUUUCCUUGCUGCAAGGAAAGAGUCCUUGCAAGGAAGGCAGAGGGUGUAGCUGUGGAUUCUUACACUCACCUCACUGGCUGUAUUUAUUGGUAUUUGGCAAGCCCAGUGUCCCGAUGCUGAGCAGGAACAUGAAAUGCGUUAGAACUUGGCAAUGAGAGAUGCCAUCUGUUGGUUUCCAGGCAUGUGAGUGAGUAGUGAAGGCUGCGUGGGGUUGAUCCGCUGUGUCCCCAGAUCUAAAGAACAUAGCAUGUCUCUGCCUCUUCCAUACUUUCAGCCACCUCUCCCGCCUUUCUUAUUACCACCUUGCCCUGCGUCCUCCCCCGUUCCUCCCUGGAGCGAACGUCUUGGGAAGAUGUGCCUCUUCCUUGUGUGUUUUGAGUGGUGAGUUGUUCCCUAUGUUCCCUUAUUCCACUGAGCAGAAUAGUACAGAGAGUCCUGUGGUUCAGGCUGGACAGCCUGUGCGUUUUGAUCGCUGUGAGCAUGAAGGUGAGUGCCCUGGGGAACUCCAGUGGUGUGGAAGCGGAUUUGUCUUGUCUUAGGGUGAUGCGCAGCCUGCAGUGGUGGGCAGCCCUGCCAGUUCGGGAGCAUUCCCUGUCAUUUCUGAUCCUGUCACAGAGGAGUUUCAGCUGUCUUAUCUGGAGCUUCUACUGGAGCUUCUCGAAAGACAAGGAGAAAACACUGGCUCUCGUUCUCUUUCCUUGUGAGCGUGGGGAGGCUUCUAGAUCACACUAAAGCCUGUUGCCACCCGACGUGUGAUGGCUUUGAUAUUCUUUAUUGUGGAAAGACGUAAGCUCCAGAGGACAGGAGGAGUCCUGGGUACUCAUGUCCCUGAUGUGGCAUCAGGGGAAACCUGAGGAAAGCACCCUCUCGGCACCAGCUGCCUUUGUAUCACAGGCCAGUGCCUUUCUGUUCCUGCCAAGGGCGAUCUCUUCCUUAUGUAGCUGUCUUUCUGGCUGUGCCAGAGAAAUAAAGACUGAAACCAGUACAUUCUUUUAGCAGCAAGAGGGGUCACAUUGUUUCUUCCCUCUGACUGGGUUCUUCUCCAUCCCAGCUCUGCCAUUAACUAACUAUGAUUUUGAACAAAUCUCUUAACCUCCCUGGGCCUUAGUUUUUGUACCUAAAAAGAAGUGAUUGGGCUGGUCUUGGAAGUUCUUUUCUGUGUAACAUUCUUUAAUUAUCGAAAUUUAAGAAGCUUCAUUUUGUAGGUGUUUUUACUAGGACAGUAACAAACUAGGUUAGAGCCACUGUGUGUUUUUCAAGGGAAGCACACUCUUCUUUAAAGGAGGAAGCAUACUUAUUGGGUAGUGUUGGGGAUGGAAAGGAAUUUAUUUAUCUCUCUGCUGUUUUAUCUGAUAAUAUCAAAAGGGAAAGGAUUGGAAAGGCCAGAUUUUAAAUUGUAUAUUAAAUGGGUUUAUUUGUUUGUUUCUUUUCUUCUCUUUCUUUUUUUCCCCACUCUUAAAAAAAGCCCAGGAUAUGAUUUGUGCCUCUGAUGAGACAUUAUCAAGUAGAUUCAGUUCUCCUUCACAAAUGCCUUAAGCAGAUAUCCCCCAGUGCUUAUGUGCUGCAUGUAGGUCUUUUAAAAAAAUUUUUAUUUAAUUAAUUAAUUUAAUUUUGGCUGCGUUGGGUCUUCAUU